This is a messenger RNA of Pistacia vera, 996 nucleotides long. RefSeq lists its product as uncharacterized. The record is from RefSeq and is a predicted model, not a curated record. The coding region runs from base 1 to 696 and encodes 231 amino acids. Lineage: Eukaryota; Viridiplantae; Streptophyta; Magnoliopsida; Sapindales; Anacardiaceae. The transcript is spliced from 4 exons.
AUGGUGUCUGAUAAUUUCGAAGCAAAUGCUCCAUCCCCUUUUCCUGAGAGUAAAAUCUCUACACCCCUUUUGCCUGAGACUGAGAUCAAUCAUGAAGCACAUCACAUAAGAAAUGACUCAAGUCAAAAGGAUAGUACAGCGGAGAAAAAUAACGAUGACAUCCAUCCUAUUCAUGGUUCGCCCACAGAUUCCGAGUACUUAAGCUGCACAGAUGUUGAUCAGAGUACAAGUAUUAGGAAAAAGGUGAUAUUAGAAUGGUUCCUGGUUGUUGCCAAUGUUGUAACUGAGGUUUCAACAGCCGUGCUCGAUCAGCUUUCGUCUCCACACAAGUCCCAUUUUGCUCUAAUUGCUACAGUGACAUCUUUCGUCACCCUAGGAUUUUGCAUUAUUGAGAUUUGUUGCAAGUGUAGUCAGGGAAAGUAUGUCUGGAAAAUGAAAGGCAAGUUUUAUUGGUUUUAUAAUGCAGGAGAUGGCAAGCCUUUUGGUUCAAUACCGGGUAUCAUUGGAUUGGUUUCUGGCACUCUUCAGUUUAUUUUAACAGCAGUUGCUUACGGGGUGUACUAUUCUCGACAUGUUAAUAGUCCUAUUAAACUACACAUUGGCUCCAUCAUCUUUGCUAUUGGUCUGUUAUGCUCAAAAAUUAUUGGUGAGAAGCACAAGACAUGGCAGCAUUUUGAGAGCUCUGAAAGCACAUAGAUUUAAAAUGUUAUUUUCUCCAAUCAGGUGUGCAGAAUGGAUUUGAUGUUGAAUGAUUGUUACAUCAAUUUAUGUAGGAAAUGCUAGAUAUAUAAAGACUAUUACAAAGACUCUUUGUAAGACUCUUUGUACAUCUAACAUUUUUUCAAUUUAUUUCAUUCUUCUAUUAAACAUAUGUAGGACCUCCAUUUAUAUUGAUUAAUGGGCCUGGUUGGGUUUCGACUUUUUUUGGGCCAUUGUGUAGUUGGUUUAUGGAUAUUAACUUAUAUACGAACACUUGAGAGGGUAUGGAAUAUAAUA